ACGCUCUUUUUGAUUGGGUAGACAUACCGGAAGUUAUGUGGUGACAAUGCACGCAUUGGUUUUCGGUGGGAAAACAAUCGAAACUUCGAUAUCAUGUACAAUUUAUAAACUAUAUACUUAUUAUUCUUACCGAAGAGAAAGCAGAUGCGUACCGAAUAAAUACUUUUAAAAUUUUCGUCACCCCAAGUAUUUGGGAUUAUUGGAAAAAGUUAACCCUCCCUAUUGUUUGCUAGCACGCUAGCGAGAGUCCAUUGAGAUCCGGUUGUUGCGGCCAAAGUACGAAUUUUAUGGCGAUCUGUGUCUUGUGAGUAACCGUAGCAUCUGAAGAGAAAACAGACUCUUAAUCCCGCACACUGGUUGAUUAACAAGCAUCAACAACAACAUGCCCGAAAUCAAACUCCAACACGUCGUGUCGUGCAGCACGGAGGACAAUACUCACAAAGCAGACAACCUGCUGAGCUCCGACACUUAUCGAAAGUGGAAGGCGGCGAGAGCCGGAGAGAAGCAAACUUCGGUCAUCUUGCAGCUUGAGAAGGAGGAGCAGGUGCACAGCAUCGACAUUGGGAAUGAAGGCUCUGCUUUCGUGGAGGUGCUGGUGGGGAAUUCCUCAUCCGCCAGAGAGCAGGACUACGAGGUGCUGCUGGUCACGUCGUCCUUCAUGUCACCCACAGAGAGUCGGAACGGCACCAACAUGAACAGGGUGCGCUUCUUCGGACCCGGUCAGCUGCAGAAGAGCACGGCGCAGGGGAAGUGGGACCGGGUGAAGAUUGUCUGCAGCCAGCCGUACAGUAAGAACAUCGCCUAUGGCCUGGCCUUCGUCAAGUUCCAUUCUCCUCCAGACAAAAACCAUCCUCCGGUGACAUCCCCGAAGCUGACUAAGCUGGGUCAGUUCAGGGUGAAGGAAGAUGCUCCCUCGUCUAGCGCCAACCUCCAGCCUGGCAGUCUGUUUUUCAGCCGGGAAGCUGCGGCCAAGUCCAGUGCUUCUCCGAAAGUGUCUCCUCCAAGCAACAAGAUGAGCUACGCCACUGUUGCCCUGCAGGCCGCCGGCCCGCCCACCUCCUCAUCAGGCCAAGCCUCAUCUUCCUGCUCUGCCUCGCCACAGCCGCCUGCUAAGAGAAAGUUUGAGUUCAGCAAAGAGCGCCAGUGCACCCCCGGGCCCGUUCCCUCCAAGAAAAGCAGCCCUGGCAUCUCGCCUGAGUUCAAACCUGUCACACCUAAGUUGAAGGGCGGCACACCGAAUCCCGGCGCCCCCAAAGCCUCACCAGUCGAGGCAACCUCCUCCGCUGAAAAGAAGCGGGCCAGUUUGCCCAAACCCAAACAGCAAAAAACCACCAAAGCACAGAGUCCGGACCAAGUUCCCUUCAAGCGCAUCAUGGAGGGGGUGGUGUUUGUCCUCAGCGGCUUCCAGAAUCCCUUCAGAGGCGAGCUGAGGGAGAAGGCGCUGGAAAUGGGAGCCAAAUACAGACCGGACUGGACGCCUGACUCAACACACCUCAUCUGUGCCUUCGCUAACACCCCCAAGUACAGCCAGGUGAAGUCAGCAGGGGGCAUCAUCGUGCGCAAGGAGUGGGUGAUGGACUGCCAUAAAAAGAAACAGAAAAUCUCCUACAAACGCUAUUUGAUGGAUGGCGCAGAGUCCAGCUCAGAGAGUGGAAUGGAGGCGGACGACCAGAGCGAGGAGGAAAUCAGUACAAAGACUCCGCCUAAGCCUCAGAGGCAGGUCACUCCUAAAAAGGAGGCAGAGGAGAGGAAGGUAGACGAGUAUGCCGCCUCCACUGAUGUUGACGAUGAGCCAGACGAUGAUGACGAAUCAGCCGCAGACACAGAGGAUGAGCUGCAGAGAGUGGAGACGGAGAACAGACAGAAGAAAGUGGCGGCCAACAAGGCGCCAAAGGAGGACGAUCCUUACGGUGGCUCCACGGAUGAGAACACGGAUGCUGAGGAGGAACAGGAUCAUCCCAUCCCAGAACUUCCCGACUUCCUGAAAGGGAAGCACUUUUUCCUCUACGGGAAAUUCCCCGCCAAUGAGCAGCGACUCCUGACACGCUACAUCAUUGCCUUUAAUGGCGUGCUGGAGGACUACAUGUCAGACAAGGUGCACUUUGUGGUCACCAGCCAAGGAUGGCACGCCUCCUUCGAGGAUGCUCUGAUGGACAACAGCAACCUGAAUUUUGUCAAACCUGCUUGGAUUUACAACAUCAACGAGCGCCAGAGGCUGCUGCCCUACCAGCCAUACACGGUGGUGCCUUGAAGACACGCCCGAGGGGCCACCAUCUUUUGUGUCUUUGCUAUCCAUAGCUAGGGAAGAACAUUCUAUUCAUCAGCUGCCGAUGUUUGGCAGUCCUUUUCAAUGUGGGGACUUUCUUUCUCUAAAUGUUACCCGCUGAAGCCACACAUAUUCUCUUUUGGUUUGAGUCGCCGUGUACCGCAGCUACCUGGGCUCUCUGUCUGUGAGAUGAGAUGAGCCCAUGCAGGCGAGCCCGCCUUUAUGAAGCCGCUGCAGUCAGGCAAAGGUCAAGUUACCUGGGGACGACUUUUUCUCUCUGUGAAAGCCCAAUUGGACUGUGUGUGUGUGUGUGUGUGUGUGUUUUUCAGGUUUGAUCAGACUGCUUUAUUUGUAAUAAUGUGAGGACGUUGGUGUCUGAGGGCAACACAGCUUUGAUUUGCUUUUAAUAAACAGAAUAGACUUUUUAAAGUUU
Doryrhamphus excisus (bluestripe pipefish) is the source of this 2699-nucleotide messenger RNA. It is a transcript of the gene xrcc1, whose product is annotated as X-ray repair complementing 1. The record is from RefSeq and is a predicted model, not a curated record. Gene Ontology annotation, cellular component: nucleus. Gene Ontology annotation, molecular function: damaged DNA binding. NCBI's taxonomy places the organism in Eukaryota, Metazoa, Chordata, Actinopteri, Syngnathiformes, Syngnathidae. Gene Ontology annotation, biological process: double-strand break repair via nonhomologous end joining; base-excision repair; single strand break repair.